CCCAGCGCUCUGAACGUGUGCCAUACCCGGUUGGUAUCUUGCACGGUUAAGGCCUGAAAAAUAAUCGCUCCACCAUGCUGGGCCGUCUCCUAAUCGCCAUCACCGCUUGCCAUGCGCUGAUCACUCCCCGGCUGCUGGUCCAAAGAGCGCCAGCCCUAAAGAGCACCGUCGCCGACGCCGUAAACAAGGGGAAGGCGGAAAAGGGCAAGGUCUCGUUCCUCAAGACGGCCUAUCCCGUCGCGAGCGCGGCGACGACGCUCGCGUGGACGGCCUGCGCGAUGCAGGCGCUGGGCACGCACCCUCGCUUAACCUUACCGCCUCUCCACACGCGGCUCACGAUCGCGCAAGCGCUCGUCCCGCUGCCGCUGGUCUGGGCUUCUUGCGACGCGCUGAAGGCUGCUGCCGAAGUGGGCUGGUCACGCCUCCAAUCCGCCACUUACCGCCGACUUAAUUUAGCGUUAUGCGCGUCGUCGUUGUGGCUCGCGUCGGCGUGCUGGUUCGCCCCGGCGUUCACGGGCGCCACCACGGUCACCUACGCGUGUAAAUUGAAGGCCGGCGCCACAGCUAUCCAUCUGGCGACGGCCGGUAUCGCCGCGGGCGCCUGGUUCGAGUCGAGCCCGGGUUCGUUACUCCAAGCGCCGGGCCGCGUCGUCAAGGGACUGGCGGGGUCGGUCAUGUCGCUCGUGCCGCCCGGCGGCGACAAGCUCGCCGACCCGGACAGCGCCGAGGCCAAGGUCGUGGCGCCGGCCCUAUUGACUGCGGCGCUCGGCGCCUGGACGUGCGCGGCGCUGGCGGCGCCGUUCCCGACGGCGACGCUGCCCUACGCCCUCGGCCGCCGCCUCUCGCGGGCCGCCGGCGCGCACACGCUGCUCGCCUGCGCGGCGGCCUACUGCGUCCGCGACGCCGAGGUCCGCGGCCGGUCCGACGCGUCGACCUUUGUGAAGCUGCGCAAGGGCCUGCGCGCCGUCGGCGUGCUCCACCUCCUCUGCUUCGCGGCCAAGGUCGCUUUUGAUGAUUGGUCCCAGUACCCCGCGGCAUCAACAAAGCCGAUCCUCUCAGUCGCCUCGCUCGCGACGUACGCGGCCGCCGCAGCUAUCUAG
Molecule: messenger RNA, 1100 nt
Organism: Pelagomonas calceolata
Lineage: Eukaryota; Pelagophyceae; Pelagomonadales; Pelagomonadaceae
Source: the annotation of a GenBank genome assembly